AUGACGAGACGCUAUUGCUCAUGCUCAAGACGCAACAAGCAGCAGCGGAUGCCGUCAGGGCCCAGGAAAAAGCCGAUCAAGAUGCACCCAGGGCCCAGGAAAAGGCCGAUCAACGCUGCCAGGGCCCAAGAAAAAAUCGAUGAAGACGCUGCAAGAGCACAGGAAAGAGCAAUCCGUCAACAAGAAAAUCUAGAUCAACAGAACUUAUUCCGACAACUGAUUGCUGCCAUUCCGGCAGCAGCUCCACCAGGAGCGCUGGCAGCUCCAGCCGCAGUUGCGUCAACUAAACUGCUCAAACGUCAAAUCAAGCCGUUCAAAGGGGACGUGCUCGAAUGGACGGCCUUCUGGGAAGGUUACAACGCAGCCGUCCACGAAUCGGCCAUUCCGGCGGUUCAAAAAUUUGGAUAUUUGAAAGAUUACCUGAAAGGCGAAGCACAGCUAUGUGUGGAGAAUCUGGAGCUGACAGACGCAAACUACACCGUCGCAGUGACCCUCCUGAAGGCGAUGUACGGCAAACCGGACGUCCUGAUCGAGGCUCACACCCACAAAUUGGACACGCUGCAACCAGUGAGAGACGUAGCUGAUACAGCGGCACUCAGGUGCUUCCAGCUGACUAUCCAGUCACAUAUCAAAGCGUUGGAGACACUGGGAGUUGCAAGAGCCAGCCACGGAUCAGAGUGGGCCAAAUCAGCAAAGCAUAAGGUAACACCCAUUGAUCAAGUAUUAAAAUUCAUCGAAGAGCAAGUUGAAGCUGCAGAGCGACUCAGCCGUCUGAGAGCUACAACACCAAAGCCGGCCCAAAAUUCUCAACAGCCGGCCAAAUCAACACCACCUACUACACCGACAGCUUCUCAGCUCGGAGUCAGCAGCAAGCCGACUCCACAACCAAAACAUUCAAGCAAAACAAGAAGAAAUGGCAGUCCACCACCAAGGAGACAAGCGACAGCAUCAUCUCCAAGAAAGCCAAUGCUGCCAUGCGUGUUAUGCAAGGAGAUGCAUUGGGCUAUCAACUGCCCAAUGGAAUUGAAAGAGAAAAAAGCAGUCAUCACCAACGAAAAAAGAUGCUCUAAUUGUUUUGGUCAUCACGAGACCACUGUUUGUUUUAAUCCACACAGGUGCCAACGAUGCCGAGCCAAGCACCACACAUCCUUGUGUGCCGAGAAAGAUACCAGAUUCGGAUCCUCAACUAUAAUUCCAAGCAAACUUGUCGCUGGGAGCAGCUCAACAACAGCAUGUGCAAGCUCCUUUGGUGAAGUUAUCCUAAAAACAGCAACCGUUUACAUUACAGGCCCAAAUGGAAAACAAAUCCGAGCGAUUCUCUUCCUCGACGAUGGCAGCCAUAGAACAUGGAUUAAAAGGCAGAUUUCGAAAGAACUUCAACUGAAGAUCAUCCAGGUGGAACAGAUCACGACCAGGGCCUUCCGGCAGACAGAAGCCCCUCCAGCAGAAACUCACAACGUAGUCGAGAUGACGGUGCGGGGCACCUGGCCAGGAGCCCCAACGGUGCGUAUUGAAGCUUUAGAAGCAACCGACAAAGUUGGAAGCACCGGCCCGUACCAAACUACAGAAUUUGCAAGAAAGCUCUGGCUGGAAAAUGAAAAUUUGUCAGACGACCGCUUCGAACGUGAUGGUGGAGACGAGGACGUCGGGAUUCUUGUUGGAAUGGACCAGAUGUUCAACAUCAUGUUCAACAAGCCAGCAACUAUCAGCCCGUGCGGACUCAGAGCCUACACUUCAAAACUUGGAAAAGUCAUCGGCGGUCCAUCACAAGAAAAAUCAUCGAAACAAAGUCAAACAAUUGUCAGUCAACUACUAAUUAAUUCAAACGCUCUCUACCACAAAUCACCUCACAGCCAUCGAAAUUUUUCAACAGCAUCCAACCAGACCAGUCAGAAAGCAGGGAGACAGGAAAUUCCAGUCUCCUUCCACUACCAGAAAAUUCUGAACAGAUCUGCUUUUUCGACAGGACAAAAGAAAACAAAAGAGAAUUUCGCCAAUUUGAACGACUGUGUUGCUGUGGAGAAGGACGAUCAAUUCCGCUCCUUCUGCAACGAAAUCACGCGAUUCGAAGACGGCAGGUAUUGCACGCCAAUCCCAUGGACGACUGACAGAUGGAGACUGGAAAUCAACCACCAGAUGGCAGCUACAAGAUUGAGAAGCAUGCUGUUCAAACUACGCAAAUCUCCAGUCGACUUAGCCAACUACACCAAAGAAAUUAAUCAACUGAUAGCAAACGAAUUUGUAGAAGAGGCUAAUCUUAAUUACGAUGGCCUCCACACUUAUCUACCGCAUCAUUCAGUCUACCGGACGGACAAGGCCACCACAAAAAUUCGACCAGUUUUCGACGGCGCCGCAAGAUCCAAAUAUGGGCCGAGCCUCAACGAUGUUUUGGAGACCGGACCGAAUCUAAAUCCUGAUCUCCUCUCGGUCUUAAUGCGCUUCCGGAUGAACCGGAUCGCCUGGAUUGCGGAUAUUGAAAAAGCAUUCCUCAACAUCGCGCUGCAGCCCGAAGACGCCGAAGCGGUCAGAUUUUUAUGGCCGAGGGAGCCGAAAAAUCCCGACUUCGAUUUCAUCGCAUACAAAUGGAAAAGAGUGCCAUUCGGGCUAAGUUCAAUCAAACCCAGAUUUCAGAAGACAGUCGAACAAAUAGAAGAGCAACUUUACGUGGAUGACUACCUUGGAGGAGCAGACAACGUGCCAACAGCCAUUACCACGGUGGGAGAGACCGUCACGUUAUUUUCAGAGGCCCAACUCAACAUGAGGAGCUGGGCAACAAACAACAAGCAGCUCCGUGACUUUCUCACCGAAAAAGAAAUGUCGAACCAGAUCGUCGGAAUCCUUUCACCCACAAUGGAUGGCCAGCACAAGGCACUGGGUCUUAGAUGGGACACGAGCUCCGAUUCAUUUAAAUUUGACCCUACAUCUAUCAUGGAAGCAGCCGUGGAGAUUGGAGAAAAAAUCACCAAAAGAAAAAUUCUGAGCAUCUCAGCAAGGAUAUUCGACCCAAUUGGUUUUCUAGCUCCCACAGUUUUACUUUUAAAAAUAAUCUAUCAGAAACUUUGGGAAGGAGACAUAGGUUAG
This is a messenger RNA of Daphnia pulex (common water flea), 3081 nucleotides long. RefSeq lists its product as uncharacterized. The record is from RefSeq and is a predicted model, not a curated record. Lineage: Eukaryota; Metazoa; Arthropoda; Branchiopoda; Diplostraca; Daphniidae. The transcript is spliced from 4 exons. Bases 1 to 3081 code for a protein of 1026 amino acids.